Messenger RNA from Erythranthe guttata (spotted monkey flower), 1147 nucleotides. RefSeq lists its product as uncharacterized. The record is from RefSeq and is a predicted model, not a curated record. Lineage: Eukaryota; Viridiplantae; Streptophyta; Magnoliopsida; Lamiales; Phrymaceae.
UGUUGUAACCUGGAAUAAAACAGGCUGUAACGCAGCUGUGAGCAUUACAUCUCACCUCCUUUUUGUUUCAUUUUCUCUCCUCUGUUAAUGAUUGAGACAUUCAACCAUUAUUCCCUUCUCUCUCUCUCUAGAUCUCUCAAUUCUUCUCCCUUCUCUCUCUCUCUCUCUUCCGAUCCGGCCAAUUAAUUAGGUAUCUAGUUUUCGGCACAACAAGAGUUUGAUAUUCAUUCCGAUCAAUUCAAUUAAUAUUAUUCGAAUAUAUAAUAAUCGAUAAUGAGCUCCGUGUUCCAGCUGCAGCGAAAGCAAUCGCUUCCGCUUUCACAAUCACAAACGAAAGAAGAGCGCAGUACUAUUACUCCUGGAAUCCGCCGGAGGCUCUCGUCUCUCUCACUAAACCUGAAGAUCCAGUCAUCCUCUUCCCCCGCCGCCGCAUGGGCAUUCCGCCGCUCCAAGUCUAUAUCAUCAAUGGCCGGCGGUUCGAUCAGGAAGUGGUGGGAAUGGGGAUGCGGCUGGAUCCUGUCUCGAAAACCAACAUUCGCCACAGAUCUGGAGAUGAAUGAGGAAGAAACAGCCGUCCUAGGUACCCACAGCAAGGGCAGCUGGCGCCACGUCUUUUACAAGGUCACUUCCCAGCUCCGCCGCAAGCUUGUCGGCUCCGACAAUGUCGGUCUCCCCCAGACAUUCCGCUACGAUUCCUUCAACUACUCCAAAAACUUCGACGACGGCACCACCAGGCCUGAUGCCCGCCGCCGAUUAUAAAAAAGCCAAUCAUGAUCCUCCGUUCCGAUCCGUGUUAAAGUUACAUUCUAUUCUAGUCCCCCAAUAAAUCAUCGAUCUUUCGUCAGAGCAGUAGAUGGAAUUACGCAGAUCGAUCAAGGAUAUAAUGGAUCAAGGCCUUUGCGCGUACGUGUGAUUUUUUGAUAUAUAUAUAUUAUAUAUAUAAUAUGCAUAUAGAAUCAAUUUGUAUGAUACUCUUAUCUUAUGAUGAAUGUUUCAAUUGUUUUUAGUAAUCGGUUUGUAAUUUCUUAAUUCUUUUUGUAACAAAAAAACACUGCACGACAGGGAAUUGUACAAUGGUGUUGUUGCUUAUUAUUUUCAAUUUGCUGGACAAGUACAUUAAUUUCAUAAUUUGUGAUUUGCUGAUUCA